Molecule: messenger RNA, 4241 nt
Organism: Cherax quadricarinatus
Lineage: Eukaryota; Metazoa; Arthropoda; Malacostraca; Decapoda; Parastacidae
Product: salivary peroxidase/catechol oxidase-like
Biological process (GO): response to oxidative stress
Molecular function (GO): heme binding; peroxidase activity
Source: RefSeq, a predicted model, not a curated record
CUGACUACAGACACACACCAGCUGUAACCACUCUGUGCACUCCUUCCGUCUUCUUUGUGCACUAAUACCACCCUGUGUCUGUGUGCACUCCCACCACCCUCUCUGUGCACUACCUACAUGUCUGUGUCCCGUUGUGACUUACGUACACGUCUGCGUGUGUACAUGUGUACGUCUCACUAACAAGACUAAAAGUUUGUGUAAUCUGAUGUGACUUGUUUCAGUUUUAUGCUGUAACUUAAUAAAAAAACUACAAAGAAUACGCAUAAAUGUAUACAUAUAGAACAUCAUUCAAAGAGCAUUCGUGAAGAGACGAACAAGGAAUUUCUGCAGCUAGACAAAAGUGAGGACAUAAAUUGAAGACAAACGAGGUAUAACGACCCAUCCCUGGCGACCGUAACUUACGAUCAUCAAACACGUGAGGCGACCCAGGUGAAGACGAGGUUCCCGGAGGCUGUGUGCUGGACACACACACAUCUCUCUUACACGGUCACUGUGAUGGAGCCAACAGCGACACCACCUCGUUUUGGCAGGUAUGGAAGAUGGAUGGUGGUGGUUGUGAUGGUGGUGGUGUUGGGGAAGACAGUAGCGACCUCCCUCAUCACAGCUCCACUAGAGGUGCCAGAGGUUAUGGCUAUACCUGCAGGUCCUCACCAGAAGUCUGAGCCGUACUCACUGUCGUGGGUACGUGAAGGUAGGCAGGCAGCCGUGCCCAUCCAGUUCAGUGAGAGCAGUGAUGCUGGCUCCCUUAUACUGAAUCAGGUCACUAACUACGGCAUUAAUGCCACUAACUACCUCACUAACGUCAAGGAACCUCAACUCUUCCAGGAAGGAUACCACCUUCAGCAGGGUGACCCAGGACUCUUCCUGGCAGCCUUCAACAAGCAGAAGAAGAGAAGCAAAGACUUGGCAUCCUUCGGUUACGCCUCCCUCAAGGCUUCAGAACUCCUCUCCAAGCAAUUCCUACUAACACGACAACAAGCGUUGUUUGGGUUAGAACAAGUUUCCCUGAGAAACACUGCUCUAUACGACGACUGCCCCGUCAAGACAGACCAACUGACAGAGCUGGAUUGUCCUGCAUACUCCGCCAUGUUCCGCACACUGGACGGUACUUGCAACAACCUGGAGAACCCAGGCUGGGGGGCUGCCUUCAGACCCUUUGCCCGCUUCCUUCCUCCAGACUACAGUGACGGGAUAGACAAACUACGAGAGAGUGUGUGGGAAGGUGAGCUUCCCAACCCUCGUAGGAUCAGUGACACCGUCCACCGAGCUCUUAAUAGUCCCUCCUACAAGAUUACUAUGAUGGUCAUGCAGUGGGGACAGUUCCUAGACCAUGACCUCACAGCGACUGCACAAACUCGAGGCUUCAACCACAGUGUACCCAAGUGUUGCAACGAGAAGGAUGGUGUUCCCCUGCCGGAGAUGUUCAGGCAUCCUGACUGCCUGCCCAUCAGCAUCCCCAAGACUGACGUCUUCUACUCCCAGUGGAACCACACUUGUAUGGAGUUUGUGAGGUCAUCUCCAGCUCCCAGACCCAACUGUGCUCUGGGUCCAAGGGACCAGAUCAACCAGGUAACAUCCUUCCUGGAUGGUUCCAAUGUUUAUGGUUCUGAUGACCAGGAGAUGGCACAACUACGUCUGUGGGAAGAUGGGAUGCUGAAGUACAAGCCUGUCAGGUUUAGGAAGCCGCUGCUGCCGCCGCUUCACCACUUCCAGGAGGGAGAGUGUCGUGAGAACUCCAGGAACCUUCACUGUUUCUUGGCUGGUGACGUCAGGGUCAACGAACAGCCGGCACUAACAAGCAUGCACACGGUGUGGCUGAGGGAACACAAUCGUCUGGUGGGACUCCUGGCAGAGAUCAACCCUCACUGGAGUGAUGACAGACUCUUCUUCCAGGCUCGUAAGAUUGUUGGAGCCCAGAUGCAGAAGAUAACUUAUGGCGAGUGGUUGCCUGUAGUGCUAGGUCCUGCUGUGAUGAAGGUGUUCCGUCUGCCCCUCCAGAGGUAUGGCUACUACCGAGGCUACAGACCCUCCACCAACCCUACAGCUACCAAUGCCUUCGCCACGGCCGCCUUCAGGUUUGGUCACAGCCUCGUACAACACACACUGAUGCGUUGUGACAAGACUGGUCGACGUGUUCCCUUCAGUAUCAAGCUUCACGAAGAACUUAUGAACCCGGCCAACAUACACAACUUUGGCAGUGUGGACCGCCUGAUGCUGGGCCUGGCCUUUGAGAUGGCCCAGGCCCGGGACGUCUACAUGACCAACGAACUGACCCGACACUUAUUCCAGACCCCAGGUCAUCACUACGGCAUGGACCUGGCCUCACUUAACAUACAGAGAGGUCGUGAUCACGGCCUCCCGGCCUACAACAUCUGGAGGGAACAGUGUGGCCUGCACAGGUUCACUAACUGGGGUGAACUGCUGCAGGUUAUGGAUGAUGACACCGUAGGCAGGCUGGCUGCUGUCUACAGACAUGUGGACGACAUCGACCUGUUUCCUGGAGGUCUGGCUGAGAAACCUGUCAUAAGAGGUCUGGUCGGACCCACCUUCGCUUGUAUUCUAGGACAGCAGUUCCUUAACCUGCGCCGAGGUGAUCGCUUCUGGUUCGAGAACGGGGGGCAGGUGUCAUCCCUGACGCCUGAGCAACUACGAGAGGUGAGGAAGGUGACGCUGGCACGAGUUCUCUGUAACAACCUCGACGAUGUUGACGAACUCCAGCCUAACCUCUUCAGACCUGUCACAGAAAACGGCAGGAACACCAAACAGUCGUGCCACGGACCUGGAAUACCCUCACUGGACCUCCGGCCCUGGAAGGAAGACUUCCCCAGCCUGGUGUACUCAGUCACUGCUGACCUGAACUUCUCUCAAGUCACUUCACAGUCAACAUCCAGUAGCGAUGAAGUAGGAGAGUCUGGGGCGGCGGGAGAGUCUGAGGACCUGUCUGGACUCUCUGAAGAAGAGCUCUUCUACCUGGAGGACGAGGAUGUCUACGGAGACUACGACGACAACCGUUUGCAGGAUAUCUUCUCCCAGGAGCUGCCACGACCCUUCGAAGAGCCUGACGAGAAGAGUGGUAAAGGAGGGCAGGAAGGUGAGAAUGACGCCUCUAUGGGAUCCUCGGCUGCCUCCUACGCGGGACAUUCUCCCAGUAUGUCCCAGUUCACACAACAAAACUUCGAUAAUGUUAUCCAGCAAGCGUAUUCCAACACGCUAUUUUACGGACGGAGCCGGGGGAGACAACUGAACACAAAUCCUUAAAUACUGUCCUUUCUAAGAGGACAGCUGAUGGAAGGUCCAUAAGGGACCUUCUCCAGGGAACACUUGAACACAGGAUCCCAGGAGCCUACUCGUCUAGGGGGUGACUAAACACAGAUCUCUAAAAAGGUCCUAUCGAGGUUUACCCAUGCCUAGUGUGUUCUUGUAUGGAGCUCCUAGAAACACGCACUUUUGUUAGGGGUGCAUUAUAGUGUGUGAGAAUUAGGUCACAAUACACCAGUGAAGAGCAGAAAGCACUGCCGACCUCACUACGUUCUCCUAUAUAAACUCGCUCUUCUCCAGGUUUAUCUCUGAUGGUGUGAUAAAACUCAGUGCAACGUGUACUGUACUUGUUUUUCUCUUACUAUUAUCUUCUAUCUAGCUUCUUUCCUGAAUAGAUGACUCAUUCGCACCUGCACUCCUAGUGGGUAAUUCUCUAUAACAACACGUUGAAAACAGAUAACAUAGUAAUCUGUUUUCAAGAUAACCUAGUUGAUGAUAGCGUCCUAGUCAGUGGGACUCCAGUUCGUGUCGACCACCUCACACAACAAUUUUUCUGACUAACCAAAAAUCAGCAUUUACACAGGAGAGAAACACUUCUUUUUUUCAACUGUCUCAUGUAGGCCCCUUGUCCAGCAUGCAGAAUUGUAUUGUCCAUUUGUUCAGUUUAGGACAAACGAAUAAACGACGAGUGGAUUAAGAUGUUAAUGAAGUAAAUCUGCCAAUAAUUGCUAUUUUCUACUUUAAUGUAGAUAUCGGUCAGUAUUAUUAUUUUCUUCAAUAUAUAUUAUAGCUCUUGAUAUAUAUAGUAGUAUUGUUAAUUUAAGAUGUUUCUGCCCAUAUUUGUUAAUAUGUAUAUCUUGUAUUAUUUACUGAGCAGACUGUAGUGCACAGGUCAAGCCUGUCCCACGCUACAAACCUUCUCCACAACAUAAGAAUGGAGGACCUCUACAGGAGGCCUACUGGCCCAAAUUAGGCACAUCCUU